AUGGAUUCAGCAGACAGGAAGACAAAUAGAAGUGAACAAAAAUCAAGGAAAUUUUUAAAAAGUCUCAUACGGAAGCAGCCCCGGGACCUCCUGUUGAUGAUCGGGACGGGAGUGAGCGCUGCAGUCGCCCCUGGAAUCGCAGCCCUUCGCUCCUGGAGGAGCUGCAUUGAAGCAGUUAUUGAAGCGGCUGACCAGCUAGAGGUUCUGCAUCCGGGUGACGUGGCUGAAUUCCGCAAGAAAGUGGUCAAAGACCGAGAUCUACUGGUGGUUGCCCAUGACCUAAUCCGAAAGAUGUCGCCGCGCACAGGAGAUGCCAAGCCCAACUUUUUCCAGGAUUGCCUAAUGGAGGUUUUCGACAAUUUGGAGCAACACAUUCAGAAUCCUGUUGUUUUGCGGUCAAUCCUGCGGUUGAUGGAGAGAGGUACCAUGGUGCUUACCACCAAUUAUGACAACUUACUUGAAAUCUUUGGUCAGCAACAGGGUAAACCAAUGGAAUCUCUCGACUUGAAAGAUAAGGACAAGGUUCUCCAGUGGGCAAAAGGUCACAUCAAGUAUGGUGUCCUUCACAUUCAUGGCUUGUACACCGAUCCCUGUGGAAUGGUAUUGGACCCUUCAGGAUAUAAAGACGUUACGCAAGAUCCUGAAGUGAUGGAGGUUUUACAGAACCUGUACCGUACAAAAUCGUUUUUGUUUCUGGGCUGUGGAGAGACCCUAUGCGAUCAGAUAUUUCAAGCUCUCUUUCUCUACACCGUCAAAAACAAGGUGGAUUUAGAACAUUAUAUGCUGGUGCUCAAAGAAAAUGAAGACCAGUUUUUUAAACUUCAGGCAGAUAUGCUUCUACACGGCAUCAAAGUAGUGUCCUAUGGGGACUGUUUUGAAAGUUUCCCAGAGUACGUUGAAGAUCUCACCACUCAGAUUUGCAAACAGAAGAGUCCAGAUGCUGAACAAGUGGACAGUACAACACUUCUUGGUCAAGUAUAUUUUUAUUUACAUUAAUAAUUUGUAAUAUUGAAUUUGGGUGU
Molecule: messenger RNA, 1022 nt
Organism: Euleptes europaea (tarantolino)
Lineage: Eukaryota; Metazoa; Chordata; Lepidosauria; Squamata; Sphaerodactylidae
Gene: SIRAL2
Product: family with sequence similarity 118 member A
Exons: 6
Coding region: 1-996 (331 amino acids)
Source: RefSeq, a predicted model, not a curated record